AUGUCAGAAGAAGAAGAAAAGAGUCAAUCGGGAGAAGCCGCCGCGGCGCCCGAAGAUGCCGAGAAUGCCCAAACUUCAGACGAUCCCUUUGCGGAUCCAUUUGCGGCGGGAGAUUUGGAUUUUGAAGAAGCGGCCGCUCGUCGGGAACGUGCGUUGGCAGCACGACGGGCCCGCGAAGCCGAAGAAGCGGCCAAUGGAGGAGGCGGCGGGGAUGAUGAUGGGGACAUUCAAGUCAUCAAGAUUGGAUCGCUCUUUGACGACGAUCCAUUGCCUGUACCCGUCCGACAGACUCCCACCCGAACGACUACCAUCGAUCGAUCGUCGAGAGAUAUCGAAUCGGACGAUUCCGACGAAGAAGAUCCGGACGAAGUGGCCGCUCGAUUGGCGGCAGAAGAAGCCGAACGAAAACGCAUUCAGCGCGAACGAGAAAUCACCAUUCAAGUGGGAGAGAAUAAAACACUGACCAAAUGGCCGUAUGAUCACUAUCACAUUGUGCAGGAAGAGUACUGGAGAAAGUACUUUGAACGAGAAGAAGCCGCCAAAAUCAAACAGGAACAAGCAGGAGAAAAUGGCAGUGACAGUAGUACCAGUGUCAGUAUCACCAGCAGUGAUGAAGACGAUGACGAUGACGAGUCUUCCAGCAGCGAAGGAUCGUCCAGUUCCAGUGAAGAAGAAUCUUCCAGUAGUGAAGGCAGUGAAGAUAGUGAAGAACGCAUGGCACGCAAAGCACGAGAACGACGUUUAAAGAAGAAACGAGAUCGAAGAGAACGAAAAAUUGCCGAGAAGAAACGACUCAAGCGUCUCAAUCGAGAUACUGUCAAGGAACAGGAAAAGCGACGCAAGUUGCGACAAAAGGCCAUGGAAGAAGAACGACAAUCCGGACUGCAUGAUCUCAAGUCCGACAUUCUGGUCUUUGAACGACCACAAGAUCCGCCUGACAUUAAACAGGCCGUACGAGAUUUGCCACUCACCGAAUUCGAAUCCGUCGCCAAGGAACGCGCCAUUGCCAUGAUUAGUACCUGGUUGUUUGAUGCCGGGUUGGUACAGGAACUCAUGCAAACCAAAAAGGUCAGUGGGGAUGGUACCACCACACGGGAAGAAGAAGAAACCAAAAAGAAGGAAAAGAAGGUACAAAUCAAAAUCACACUGCCCGGUGACAAGGAUAAGAAAAAAGACAAAGACAAGCGCAAUGCGCAGGACCAGGGACCACGACGCACCAAGAUGGAUAUUGAAAUUGAAAAGUUGGAAAAGACGGUGCGGUUGCAACUCGAUGUCAUCAACAUUCGACUCAAAAAGGGGGUCGCCACGUCGGGCAAUGAAGUCCAGGAACUGGUCAACAGUGUCGUCAAUGCCAAAUCGGAACUGGUCAAACUGCGACAAACUUCCAGUGUCUUGUCCACGGCCGGUGGAACAUUUGAUACCGUCUCGGGAAUGGCCACCCAUCAAACGACAUUUGCCAUCAACAAGUACCCUCACUUGAAGUAUGCCAUUAAUGCACGCAAGAAUCUACAAAAGUGCUUUCGAGAAUUGACGUUCUUUAGUCAAAUUCCAGAGAAUUGUGCUCAUCUGGUCGAUAUGCUCCUCGGGGCAGAAUGGUCCGAAAAGGAAUGGGUGACGCUCCGUACGGUUUGUCGCGAACACGUCGAGUUGGAGAUUUUCUUGUUGGAAGCCGAAGCGGGAAUGCGCAAACAGCAAGCCGAUGAAGAAGAAGAUGGUGAUGACGAUGAUGCCGCCAAAAAGCAACGACGGCGGUCGUCCAUGGGUGCGGGCUUCAAGCGAGCGUCGUUUGAUGUAGGAUUGCCACACAACAAUGAUGAAGUCGAUCGGUUCUUGAAAGAGCACGUGCAGAAUGUCUACGAACUGGGGGAUGAAAUCCGCAUGAAGAUUCAAAGUGGCAUGUCGGAUGCCUUUGAAAUCGCAUACGACAAUCCUGCCGGGAUGGUGGCGUUGGUGGAAGCAGUGGAGAUUUACGAGAAUGCCAAUAGUGAAUACCAAGCAAUUCAUGGAAAUGACUUGGCCGAUGGCAAGAUACCCGUCAAGAGCUUGCGCUUUAUCAAUAUCCGAGCCACGGCGUUAGGACGACUGUACAGGGAUAUGCGAGAACGAGGAGAAGCCAUGUUUGAGGGUCUUGUGGAAAGCAUCGACAAGAAUGAAGAGGAUCACGUCAACAAGGAGUUCAGUGCGAUUCUUCGUGGGGCCAAUGAUCUCUCCUCCGAAGUCACGUUUGUGGCGGAACAGAUGGCUCCGUGUUUUCCGAGCUACUGGUCGCUAGAAACUGUGUGGACUAGUUGCGUAGCCGAACUCUGCGCAGAGCAGAUUCAAGAUCGGAUUAAGGAUGAAGAUGCUUUUGCCAUAUUGGGUAUGCCACAACUUUUGGAUAUGGUGGCUUGGGUGGAGAACUUUAAAGAGCUUGUGGAAGAGUCCUUUCCUGAUGUUGCCAGUCUGGUCAGCCCCAAGAGAACUUACUUCGAGGCAACGCCCCUACUGCUCUCCAAGAGCAACGACACCGUGACCGGUCAAAGGGCAAAGGAUACUCUCGCGUUUGUCAACAACAUCCUUUGGGAUGCUCACAAGAAUGCCAUGACUGAGUUCAUUUUCCGAACAAGGGAACAGGCUGUCGAGCUGUUGGAGCGGUUCUACAAGGCCGACCAUGACAAGAGGCAAACAUCUGACGACCUGUUGCAAACGUCCUUGUGUGGUGACAUUUACGGAUUCAUUGGUCUCCAAGUGAAGACACUGCGAGAGCGUCUCACAAGGAAGUCAGUCGCCAUGAUUCAGCUGGUGGGUGUAAUCUUCAAAGCUCUUUAUGAUGCCCAGCGAGCACACAGAGAUCAUUUCCUCGUGGACUUCGAAUGUUGUUGCGCUGGAGCUAAUGAUUUUGUUCAGAUGGGGGAGAAAUGUGAGGACAUCAUUUUUGAGAUUCGCACGGAAUGCCACCUGUCCCCGAAGGAAUCAGAGACCCUUGACAAUCAAGCGGGGGCACUGCUGGGUCUCUACACGUCGGAUGCUGUGUACGCCGCACAGAAGAUCAGCGUCUUUGUCUUCAAGGACAUCUACGAAUCCGAAGAAAUCACACCGCUCUUCUUCUCUGUAGCCUGGCUCGAUGAGAUGCCCGACAAUGACGUCGCGGGCGAUGUGGUGAUCACAAUCACGGACUACUUCACUGAUAUCCAGGACUAUUUGGAUGAUAUCAUGAUCAUCAAGGCUCUUCAAGCUCUGGUCACAAAGUGCGUUGUGUACUACAUCGAGCAGCUGUUGGACAGAGCGACCAAGCACAAGUCUGGAAGAGACUCCUACUUUGCCGACAACAAACGAGCCUUGGAACGUAUGGAGGGAGACAUCGAGGUCAUGAAAGGCUACUUUGAUGAGAUUGCGGACCAAGAGGACAACCGUCCACUGAAAGAGUACAUCUUCAAAGAGUUUGAAAUCUUCGAAACAUAUCAUGCAGUUAUGAGUAUCGCCUGUGGGGUUUCUGACGAGGAUAUCAGGCGCUAUUUGUGGGCCUUUCAGGACUAUCUCAAGAGUUACGACAUGACCCAUGCCAUAGUUGGUGAUUUGUAUCAUCUUGUCAAUCCGGGUGAAGAGGCCACCAUCUCCCAGCAGAUGGAAGAGAUGAAGGAUGAUCUGAUGACCGAGGACCUCAAGGACGAGAAAGAGGAAGAUGAACAUGGCACAGUGCCGGGCUUGAACCUAAAGCACAUGCUGAAGAAACACAUUCGUGAGAGCAAGGACAAGCGGUCACGUCCUGGCGAAGGCGGUGUGUCGUCUUGGUUUGGCAUUGGAAAAUAG
Molecule: messenger RNA, 3789 nt
Organism: Seminavis robusta
Lineage: Eukaryota; Bacillariophyta; Bacillariophyceae; Naviculales; Naviculaceae
Source: the annotation of a GenBank genome assembly